AUGUCACAGCCCCCUCUUUGCCAAGUUCCCCGUUUUUCAAUUUGGGGAAAGGAGGAAAAGAUCCCUUAUGUAGGUACAAGGCGAUCCAUGAAUGAACGUGGAAAUCACGACAUAAACAAAUACUUGGGUCCCACGCAGCUCAUGGCAUUUUGCUAUUUUGAAUGCGAGAAAAGGCAAGCAGCUGGUCAGCCAGGCCUCACCCACGUACAGACUUGUUGGAAGGCUGCUAUAUCUCCUUCUGAUGACAUUGCCAGUAUGUCUUUACAACGGUUGUCCGGCAUGUUAUUAUUUAACCGUGCCGGACAAUCAUCGACUUCUAGAACGGGAGAUCGUAAAGUAGAAGGUAAAACAGUUGGUGAGUGA
Messenger RNA from Sclerotinia sclerotiorum 1980 UF-70, 363 nucleotides. RefSeq lists its product with no specific name. The coding region runs from base 1 to 363 and encodes 120 amino acids. Lineage: Eukaryota; Fungi; Ascomycota; Leotiomycetes; Helotiales; Sclerotiniaceae. The record is from RefSeq and is a predicted model, not a curated record. The transcript is spliced from 5 exons.